Messenger RNA from Exophiala aquamarina CBS 119918, 1794 nucleotides. Its product is annotated as eukaryotic translation initiation factor 3 subunit D. Gene Ontology annotation, molecular function: translation initiation factor activity. The transcript is spliced from 2 exons. Gene Ontology annotation, biological process: translational initiation. NCBI's taxonomy places the organism in Eukaryota, Fungi, Ascomycota, Eurotiomycetes, Chaetothyriales, Herpotrichiellaceae. The record is from RefSeq and is a predicted model, not a curated record. Gene Ontology annotation, cellular component: eukaryotic translation initiation factor 3 complex; cytoplasm. Bases 1 to 1794 code for a protein of 597 amino acids.
AUGCCUGGAAUUAGCCUUGCAGAUACCAUCAGCCAACUGAGUGUUAACGAAGAAUGGGGACCCGAAGUCUCUUCUGUUACUACUCUCGAUGGAGUUCCGUAUGCACCAUAUUCUAAAAGCGACAAGCUAGGCCGCAUGGCCGAUUGGACCCAAGAGGGCAAAGAAGGCCGUGAUAGAGGCGGCAGGCAAUACGGUAGAAACUUUAGAGACCAACAAAUUUAUGGUGCCGGCACUUCCUCGCUCUUUGCCGUUCAGGUUGCAGAAGACGAAUCGUCCUUUUCGGUCGUUGACAACACCCGAGCCACUACAAAAACUCGAGGAUUUGGACGGGGUGGUGGCACUGUUUUCCGUGGACGGGGCCAACGAGGCACUACUCAACGAGGAGGCAGAGGGGCAUUCCAACGGGCAGGACAAGGCAGAGCUGGGGGUCAGCAGCAGUAUCAAAAUUACGAUAAUCGAGGUGGCCGCGGUGGACGGGGUCGUCGCUUUGGCUGGAGAGAUUAUGAUAAGCCACAACGAAAUCGUGAUGCUUCAGUCAACAUCCGCUCAGAUUGGAUCAUGAAAGAGGAAAUCGACUUCAACCGGCUCACAAAACUCAACCUCGAGACCUCCGCUGGUGAAGAUGUUGACAGCUACGGUUUCUUGUACUACUAUGACCGCGCUUUCGACAAGGCUCCAGUCAAGAACACUGAACGGAAAUUACUCUCUCUUGAUCGAGCAGCUUACAACGUCACAACAUCCGCUGACCCAGUCAUCCAAGAACUUGCUGAGAAAGACGAAGCAUCCAUCUUUGCCACAUCUGACAUUCUCUCCAUGCUCAUGUGCGCCACACGCAGUGUCUACAGUUGGGAUAUUGUAAUUCUCAAACAUGGGAACAAAAUUUUCCUCGACAAGCGGCCCGACAGCAGCAUCGACCUCGUCACUGUGAACGAAAACGCUGCCGACGCUCCUCUCGAAGCGGACUCUGCAGCAACUCCCUCCCAGCAACAAACCGGGGUCAAACCCGACAGCAUCAACACACCAUCUAACCUCGCCAACGAAGCAACCAUGAUCAACCACAACUUCGCCCUCCAAACGGUGAUAGAAAACUCGUCGUCAAAGGUCGAAUUCCCACACCCGAACCCAUUCUACAGCGCCUCCGAAGAGACCGAACCUCUAGCCUCCAAGGCGUACAAGUACCGACGGUUUGACCUCUCUCUCGAGCGCGACGAUGAGCCACUCCACCUGAUCGUGCGCACUGAAAUCGACGCAGCGGUCAAGAACAACAUCUCCGGCGAAGACCAAUACCUCGUGAUCAAGGCACUGAACGAGUUCGACCACAAGGCACAGGGUGCCGGCGGCGCACUGGACUGGCGCACCAAGCUGAUCUCUCAACGGGGAGCAGUCGUAGCCACCGAAAUGAAGAAUAACUCAUGCAAGCUCGCCCGGUGGACCACGCAGGCCAUCCUGGCCAAGGCCGACCAGAUGAAGCUGGGCUUCGUGUCGCGCGCGAACCCCCGGUCUGCCGCCAACCACGUUAUCCUGGGCGUUGUUGGGUACAAACCCCGGGAGUUCGCCAGCCAGAUGAACUUGGGAUUCAGCAACGGGUGGGGUAUCGUGCGGACGAUCGUUGACCUGGUCCGCGGCAUGAGCGCGGGUCAGGAGGGCGACAAGAAGUAUGUCCUCGUCAAGGAUCCCAACAAGCCGGUGAUCAGGUUGUAUGAAGUGCCCUUGAGCACCUUUGACGACGAUGAUGACGACGGCAUGGCCGGCACCGUGGCUACUGGUGGUGACCAAGAUGGUGAUGAUGAGUAG